AUGCGCUCUACCGGGUUGCUGCUGCUGGCUACCCUGGCGGAGCUGGGUUCUGCUACCUAUAUCCUCGAAGACGACUAUCAGCCCAACACCUGGUUUGACCAGUUCAGCUUUUUCUCUGCAAAAGAUCCAACUCAUGCAUACGUCAAUUACCUCGACCAAGCUGCGGCUCAGAGCCAGAACUUGAUCGGUAUCCAAAACAACGCCGUCUACCUAGGUGUUGACCAUAAGAAUGUUGCAACGGGGGAGGGUCGAAGCUCUGUUCGCCUCGAGACGAAGAAGGUGUACAACCAUGGCCUAAUUAUUGCUGAUAUCAACCAUAUGCCUGGAGGUGAGUGUGGAACAUGGCCUGCCUUCUGGACUACAUCUUCUGCUUGGCCGAACGAAGGUGAACUAGAUAUCAUCGAGGGUGUAAAUCAACAAAAGCAAAACGACUACGCUCUACACACUGCUCAGGGAUGCAGCAUCCCCAAGCAGGGAGAAUUCACCGGAACCGUCGUCACCCCCAACUGCGACGUCAAAGCUGCUGGUCAGGCUGAAAAUCAAGGUUGCCUGGUUGAGGAUUCGAAAGGGUCUCGCGGAUACGGACCGGACUUCAACAACGCUACGGGUGGUGUGUUCGCUACUGAAUGGACUAGCAAAGCCAUUUCCAUCUGGUUCUUUCCUCGUGAGGAGAUCCCAAAAGACGUCAACAGCGAGCACCCUGAUCCAUCUAAAUGGGGAAAGCCAUCUGCUUACUUCGGCGGAGAAUGUGAUGUCGGGAAUCAUGUUCGCAACCAACGCAUUAUCUUUAACACUGCCUUUUGCGGAGGAUGGGCUGAUGGAAUGUGGCCCACCGACCCGGUCUGCUCAAAGAAGGCUCCUACCUGCAUGGAGUAUGUACGGGAAAACCCAUCUGCUUUCGAGGAGGCAUACUGGUCAAUCAAUUACAUGAAGGUCUAUCAAGAAGGGACUGCGCCACCUAAGUCUACCCAAGUCCCUGAACCACCAUCCUCUACAUCGGUGAUGUCCUCCACCAUACCAACUUCCACCCCUGCCACCGCUCAGCCCAACCCUCCCGCUUCUACCGUCAGCAGUUCUACAGCAGGGCCAGCUCAGCCUACAAACCCAUCUGGUGGCGACGGUACACAUCCUACCAGCGGAGGUAACAACUGCCCCCCACCAACCCAAACUACAUGCCGAACCUACGUUACCACAUCGACAUACACCAUCACAAAGACCAUCAUGCCAACCGACGCUCAUACCACCGGCAACAUUGUCCCGAUACCAUCUGGAGCUCUGAAUGAUGCUAAGAGUGCGGUUCAGCGUCGACGACGGGACAUGGAGCACCAUGCCAGGCGUGGCCACCACAACUAA
Messenger RNA from Microsporum canis CBS 113480, 1353 nucleotides. Its product is annotated as 1,3(4)-beta-glucanase. Gene Ontology annotation, biological process: glucan catabolic process. The coding region runs from base 1 to 1353 and encodes 450 amino acids. Gene Ontology annotation, molecular function: hydrolase activity, hydrolyzing O-glycosyl compounds. Lineage: Eukaryota; Fungi; Ascomycota; Eurotiomycetes; Onygenales; Arthrodermataceae. The transcript is spliced from 4 exons. The record is from RefSeq and is a predicted model, not a curated record.